This is a messenger RNA of Drosophila erecta, 566 nucleotides long. RefSeq lists its product as uncharacterized. NCBI's taxonomy places the organism in Eukaryota, Metazoa, Arthropoda, Insecta, Diptera, Drosophilidae. The transcript has a single exon. The record is from RefSeq and is a predicted model, not a curated record. Bases 158 to 376 code for a protein of 72 amino acids.
UUCCAAUACCCAUAGAAAUGAGAACAUUUAUGAGCCGCACUCGGCUCGAAAACUGCACCCAGUUAGCAUCUAUGUAAAUUCACAAAAUCUAUAAAGUAGGACCCAAUUUGCCACUGCCAUCUGCCCCGACCUUGGUUCUCAGUGGAGGUGCUGCAGCAUGCCUUGCAUAUUUAAUCCCGGCUACAUUGGACCCGAUCCGCCCUGCUGUGACCCGGAUUGCUUGGAGGAGGGCCACUGCACGGUUCCGGAGUGCGGAGUUUGCCCGGAGUCCCAACUACCCCGGUGCAAUCCUGCCCCACAGUCCAACAAGGACACGGCGGGGCAACCACUGGAGCAGAAGGCCCAAAAAAAAGAGAAGACCCAAGGACAGCAAUAGGGGGGCAGAGGCAGAACUGCAAUGAACUUCCAAACUCCAGGGACAUCUCCUUCCUCCGAUUGCGCUCAUUACCUCCUGCAAAAUAAACCGACAUAUAUCUAUCAUUUUGGAAAUUAACAAUGGCCGCCUCAACAUAUCUAAAAUAUCUAUAAAUCUAACUUAAUUCAGCAAAAAUAAAAAAAUAGAACCA